Orbilia oligospora ATCC 24927 is the source of this 3135-nucleotide messenger RNA. RefSeq lists its product as uncharacterized. The transcript is spliced from 2 exons. Gene Ontology annotation, molecular function: Hsp90 protein binding; telomeric repeat DNA binding. Bases 1 to 3135 code for a protein of 1044 amino acids. Gene Ontology annotation, cellular component: cytosol. NCBI's taxonomy places the organism in Eukaryota, Fungi, Ascomycota, Orbiliomycetes, Orbiliales, Orbiliaceae. Gene Ontology annotation, biological process: telomere maintenance via telomerase; protein stabilization. The record is from RefSeq and is a predicted model, not a curated record.
AUGGACGGCCUUCUCACACCCAUCCGAAUAACUUCCCUCAAAACAUCAAACCCAGAGGGAGAAGCCAUAGAUCUCAAGUUAUCGUCUACCACCUUGAUCCGACCUGUAGAAGAGCUACCAUCAUCCACCGCGACUACUUCUUCCACAUCAAAAAGUAACACAAACCGCAAACCAACAUCUCCAGAAGAUGCAUUAGAAAUCUUACGUUCACAACCAUCAUUAUCUGAAUUAUCUACAACCCUUAGUUAUCUAUUAUCACAACCACAGGUCACGACUGAUACUCCUCAAAAUGAAUCGACAUCAUCAUCACCGACGUUUGAUAUUACGUCAAUAUCACCUCUUACAUCACGUAUCGUUAACGUCUUGAUCGUUGAUAAUAUCCCUUCUUUCUGGGGGUUAUUAACAUCUUCGACGUCUUCACAUAAAGCGGAUAGGAAUAAACUGCUGCAAUGUCUUCGGAGUAUAGUCGGUCUUGGUGGGGUUAUCGAACGUCUUCGGUUACUACUAAGGCAAGUUCCAACCGCUGGAAGACCGAAGAAUGUGACGGUAACGAAAAUUGAUGUUGAGAGUAUUGGGAAGAAAGAAGGUGUGGUGGCGCAGAUUAGGGAUUUAAUGGAUGUAUUGGGCUUUGUUUUAAAAGGAAAUGGGGUUCUUGGAACCUUUUGGGAAAAGUUGAAGUUUACAAGCGGUUCAGGGAAUGCGGAAGAUAGGAAAAAGGAGAUGGCAUGGAAGGAGUUUGUGGGAUUGGUUGCUGGUGGGAAGGUAUUGUCUGUGGCUGCCGAAGCUGAUAUUGCGAUAUCAGAGGCGGAUGAAGCUGUUGAAAAAAGAAGGUAUUCGUGGAUUGGGGAAGGAAAACAGUAUACGGCGUGGUUAAGGGAGAAUAUUCUAAACAUGGCGAACGGGACGGAUAUAAACGAUACCGAUGCAUGGAAGGCGACUGCAAGCAUUCUAGCCCGCGGCUUUGGGCUUGGAUAUACUGAAUCCCUCAUCGAUACCAGAUUAUACUUAAACCCAUCAACGCUAAUAAAGGACAUCUUCACUCGCACCCGCCUCCUCCUAUCCCAUCUUAAAGAACACGAAAGAGGGAUCUACAUCAAUACUCUCCUCAAGCUCCUCUCACAAAAUCACCUCCCAGUUCACUUAGAAGACAACGAGAACUACACAAAACGGGUGUCUCUCGCUGCAAAGAUAAUAGAGGAGCUGUGCAUCCUAAAUGACGGUCUUCAAAACGGAUACCAAGACAUCCUUCUCGAAUGGAUACUCGUAAACGGCGGACCUGGUUCAGGGGAACCAAUAGGUAUUAGACGGGCAAUCAUAUGCGCCCUAAAAGCAUCAACAGAGGCACCCACGAUCUUUCAAGAAGCAUUGGAAAGUCAAGUCCAGACUUUUGGUGAAAACUUAUGGAUACGUCACGCACCUAUCAUUCAUCAAGAAGUUAACGUGCAAUGCCUACUGCUAUGCGCGGGAUAUGUUCAUUCGCAGCCUCCCAGUUAUUUGAAAAUUAUAGCACGGUCAUCGUCAUUUAUGAAUGGAGUAUCGAAUCACCUGGCUAGCACGAAUACGAGAGUUAGGUUUUUAGGGAUGAUCGUGGGCGAGACUAUCUCCACGCUGGUAGAUAAAAGUGAAAGACAAUUGAAGUUCAAGGAUUCAUUGGAUGCAAGUGAUGAGGAGGCUGCAAAAUGGAGGGCACUGGUAAACAUCGACGAUAUAAUGCCUAACCUCGAUAUUUUCAAGGACAAGGCCUUUGAAGAUUCACCACCAAGGAGGCCCUCAAAGAAGCCAGCAUCGUCAAUUAAAAAGCCAGACAUCGUUGAAAUCAGCAGCAGCAGCACUCCAGGCACGACCUCGAUAUCCAACAUCCCAUCUACCCGCAUCCAGGAACUCGACUCCAGCUCCGACGACGAUUUUAUCCCCUACCCAAAACCAGAUUCCGACCCAGAAGACUCAGACGACGACGCCACUCUCGUAAACCGCAAAAAGAUCCCCCCACCGGUCUACAUCCGCGACCUCCUCUACCUCCUCACCGACCACGACUCAUUCGACAAGCAAAAAGUAGCUCUCCUCCACGCCGCCGUUCUAAUCCGCCGCAAAGCAACCUACGGCACCGAAGUCUCCGCUCACGCUGUAGACCUCCUAACCGCAUUAGUAGGCAUGCAAGGUAAAUUCUCUAUGGAAGACUUCGACAACCUACGUUUGAAAGCCGUAGUAUCACUUCUCGUCACCCUCCCGUUAAUUUCAGGCCCUUGGACUUCCCAACGAAUCUUCGAGGGUGAUUACUCCCUCGCCGAACGGUGCGUAAUGCUCAGUGGGAUAGGUAUAGCAGCAAUGGAACUAUCAGGUGAAGAAAUCCCCGAAGAUUCACCACUAUAUCGCCUCCAACUCUCCACCUCAGAGAAGGAAAAAACACAAUUCCCAUCAAAGAAGCUUCCAAAACGUCUUCACGACACCUACGCACCACUAGAUACAGCGAUAGACACAAUAUCAACCCGUCUAAAGGAUAGCAUCCUACAACCCAUCGCCGCAAAAGCCGCAGAUGAACUCUCAACAGCACCAAGUCUCAUAAAAAUCCGCAAAUUCUCAACAAGAAUGGAAGUAGAAGCCAACCGUAAAAAGCCUGGUGUUAAUAAACUUUCCCAGGUGGUCAUACCUGCGUUUUUUGGUCCGCUUACCGGUAGAUGGUGGGUGUUCGUCAAAGACCACGGUGGUGCUGGUUCGGAUAGGUUGAUACCGCAUCUACUCGGCUUAUAUAUAAAGACCUUGACAGUAUUAUUGCACGCUACGGGGCCAAAUGGGUUGAUGGUUCCGCAGAUGGUAGACGGGUUUUGGGAUAUACUCCUUAGUCUACGGCACGCCAAAAUUACGCUAGAGAAUUCAACGGUCCUGGAUGCGGUGUUAAUUGGCUUACUGACGAUAUUCGAGGUUUGUAAGGAAGAUAGGGAUCGAAAGCGGUUGGCAGAGGAGAGAAGUAAAGAAUUGGUGGAGACGCAGGAGUGGGUGAGUAAAGUCUUUGAAGGGAGCGACGGGUCUGAGGGGAAUGGUGAGGAAAGGAAAGGUCUUGCCGCUGCGGUGCUCUUGAGGUGUAGAGAAGUUGUGGAGCGGUAUGAGAGAAUACUCAUGGGUGAUUUGAUCGGAUAA